Messenger RNA from Cricetulus griseus (Chinese hamster), 3051 nucleotides. NCBI's taxonomy places the organism in Eukaryota, Metazoa, Chordata, Mammalia, Rodentia, Cricetidae. The record is from RefSeq and is a predicted model, not a curated record.
AUGCGGACCCUUUCUCUUCUUCUUUCAGAUGAUUACACCCUGCAUGGCCCAGUUUUUGUUCAAGAACCAAGUCAUAUAAUGUUUCCUUUGGAUUCCGAGGAGAAGAAAGUGAAACUCAGUUGUGAAGUUAAAGGGAAUCCAAAACCUCACAUCAGGUGGAAGUUAAAUGGAACAGAUGUUGACAUUGGUAUGGAUUUCCGCUACAGUGUUGUUGAAGGCAGCUUGUUGAUCAAUAACCCCAAUAAAACCCAAGAUGCUGGAACGUACCAGUGCAUAGCAACAAACUCGUUUGGAACAAUUGUAAGCAGAGAAGCAAAGCUUCAGUUUGCUUAUCUUGAAAACUUCAAGACAAGAACAAGAAGCACAGUGUCAGUCCGUCGAGGCCAGGGAAUGGUACUCCUGUGCGGCCCGCCACCCCAUUCUGGAGAGCUGAGCUAUGCCUGGAUCUUCAAUGAAUACCCUUCCUAUCAGGAUAACCGCCGCUUUGUUUCUCAAGAGACUGGGAAUCUGUAUAUUGCCAAAGUAGAAAAAUCCGAUGUUGGGAAUUAUACCUGUGUAGUUACCAAUACUGUGACAAACCACAAGGUCCUGGGACCGCCCACACCACUAAUCCUGAGAAAUGAUGGGGUGAUGGGUGAAUAUGAGCCCAAAAUAGAAGUACAGUUUCCAGAAACAGUCCCGGCUGAGAAAGGAACAACAGUCAAGCUGGAAUGCUUUGCCUUAGGAAACCCAGUCCCAACUAUUCUGUGGCGGAGAGCUGAUGGAAAGCCUAUAGCAAGGAAAGCCAGAAGACACAAGUCAGAUGGAAUUCUGGAGAUUCCCAACUUUCAGCAGGAAGAUGCUGGCUCAUAUGAAUGUGUGGCUGAAAACUCUCGAGGCAAAAACAUAGCAAAGGGCCAGUUAAUAUUUUAUGCUCAACCUAACUGGGUUCAAAAAAUAAAUGAUAUUCACGUGGCCAUGGAAGAGAGUGUCUUCUGGGAAUGUAAAGCAAAUGGGAGGCCCAAGCCAACUUACAGGUGGCUAAAAAAUGGUGACCCACUGUUAACACGGGAUAGAAUACAAAUCGAGCAAGGAACACUCAACAUAACAAUAGUGAAUCUCUCAGAUGCUGGCAUGUACCAGUGUGUGGCAGAGAAUAAACAUGGAGUUAUCUUUUCCAGCGCUGAGCUUAGUGUAAUAGCUGAAAGUCCAGAUUUCUCAAGAACACUCUUGAAAAGAGUGACACUUGUCAAGGUGGGAGGUGAAGUUAUCAUUGAGUGUAAGCCAAAAGCAUCUCCAAGACCUGUCUACACCUGGAGGAAGGGGAGAGAAAUAUUAAGAGAAAAUGAAAGAAUUACCAUUUCUGAAGAUGGAAACCUCAGAAUCAUCAAUGUGACUAAAUCUGAUGCUGGAAGUUACACCUGUAUAGCCACUAACCAUUUCGGAACUGCCAGCAGUACUGGGAAUGUGAUUGUGAAAGACCCAACAAAGGUGAUGGUCCCCCCUUCCAGCAUGGAUGUAACUGUUGGAGAAAGCAUUGUUCUUCCGUGUCAGGUGACGCAUGAUCACUCCCUGGACAUUGUGUUUACUUGGUCAUUUAAUGGCCACUUGAUAGACUUUGACAAAGAUGGAGACCACUUUGAAAGAGUUGGAGGGGAUUCAGCUGGUGAUUUGAUGAUCCGAAACAUUCAACUGAAGCAUGCUGGGAAAUAUGUCUGCAUGGUCCAAACAAGUGUAGACAAACUCACUGCUGCCGCCGACCUGAUUGUAAGAGGCCCUCCAGGUCCUCCAGAGGCUGUGACCAUAGAUGAAAUCACAGACACCACUGCUCAGCUUUCAUGGAGACCUGGACCUGACAACCACAGCCCCAUCACCAUGUAUGUCAUCCAAGCUAGGACUCCAUUCUCCGUGGGCUGGCAAGCAGUCAGUACAGUUCCAGAACUUGUUGAUGGAAAGACCUUCACAGCAACUGUGGUGGGUUUGAACCCCUGGGUUGAAUAUGAGUUCCGCACCGUUGCAGCUAAUGUGAUUGGCAUUGGGGAACCCAGCCGGCCCUCAGAGAAACGGAGGACAGAAGAGGCUCUCCCCGAAGUCACCCCAGCUAACGUCAGUGGUGGUGGAGGCAGCAAAUCUGAACUGGUUAUAACCUGGGAGACAGUCCCUGAGGAAUUACAGAAUGGCAGAGGCUUUGGUUAUGUGGUAGCCUUCCGGCCACAUGGCAAAAUGAUCUGGAUGCUGACAGUCCUGGCUUCGGCUGAUGCCUCCAGAUACGUGUUCAGGAAUGAGAGUGUGCGCCCAUUCUCUCCCUUUGAGGUUAAAGUGGGUGUCUUCAAUAACAAAGGAGAAGGCCCUUUUAGUCCCACCACGUUGGUGUAUUCUGCUGAAGAAGAACCCACCAAGCCACCAGCAAGUAUCUUUGCCAGGAGUCUUUCUGCCACAGAUAUUGAAGUUUUCUGGGCCUCCCCCAUUGGGAAGAAUAGAGGACGGAUUCAAGGCUAUGAGGUAAAAUAUUGGAGACAUGAUGACAAGGAAGAAAAUGCUAGAAAAAUACGAACAGUUGGAAACCAGACAUCUACAAAAAUCACCAACCUGAAAGGAAGUGCACUGUAUCACUUAGCUGUCAAGGCAUAUAACUCAGCUGGGACAGGACCCUCCAGUGCAACAGUCAAUGUCACUACCAGAAAACCACCACCAAGCCAACCCCCUGGAAACAUCAUAUGGAAUUCUUCGGACUCCAAAAUUAUCCUGAACUGGGAUCAAGUGAAGGCCCUGGAUAAUGAGUCAGAAGUAAAAGGAUACAAAGUCUUAUACAGAUGGAACAGGCAAAGCAGCACGUCCGUCAUUGAAACAAACAAAACAUCAGUGGAGCUUUCUUUACCCUUCGAUGAAGAUUACAUCAUAGAGAUCAAGCCAUUCAGCGAUGGAGGAGAUGGCAGCAGCAGUGAGCAAAUCCGAAUCCCAAAGAUAUCAAAUUCCUAUGCAAGAGGAUCUGGGGCUUCUACCUCCAAUGCGUGUACACUGUCAGCCAUCAGCACAAUAAUGAUCUCCCUCACAGCCAGGUCUAGUUUAUGA